Mollisia scopiformis is the source of this 850-nucleotide messenger RNA. RefSeq lists its product as uncharacterized. NCBI's taxonomy places the organism in Eukaryota, Fungi, Ascomycota, Leotiomycetes, Helotiales, Mollisiaceae. The transcript has a single exon. The coding region runs from base 71 to 730 and encodes 219 amino acids. The record is from RefSeq and is a predicted model, not a curated record.
CUUUACAACAACACCACUUAAAGACCAACCCUGAGAACAUCUGCCUAGGACCCUGCACCGGCAGAUCAACAUGGACGCGUACAAUACGUUCGAGCUCUUUACACAGCUUCCCUCUGAACUCAGAAUCAAAAUUUGGAAGCAUACAUUCCCAGAACCCCGCGUCUUGGCCGUGCGCUUCAACCGCGCCGUCUCACAGUAUACUUCCGAUACACCACCACCAGCUCUGGUUCACGCCUGCUCCGAAUCGCGCUCCCUCUUCCUCGAGACCUACAAAAGACUAAUCCUCUCCCCGAAAUAUGAUUCUGCGGUAUUCAUCGACUUCGCUCGCGAUACCCUCUUCUUCGACACACUAGACUGCUCCCCCGACGGCGAUUUGUCCUUGGACCUAGCCUUGAGUCCUCAUCGCGAUCGGAUACUGUACUGUGCGAUCGAUUCACAAUUGUGGGAAGUUCUCAGAGUGUUCAGAUAUGACUCAUUGAGUGAGGUUCGGUUAAUGCCGAAUCUGAAGACUGUUGCGUUGGUUAUGGCGAAGGAUCAGGAGAGAGGGUUGCAUCAACAGAGCGUGGACGUCGAUGGGCAUCAGAAUAUGUUCGUGGAUACGGAUACGAAUACCAUUGGAGGAGAGAUCCGCCAUGUUCAUUUUCAAGUUGAGAGCUUGAGGUGGGAUUUGAAGCAAGGAAUGGAGACACAUUGGACCAACCCACCACAUGUUCAGAUGUGGCUUUGGUAGGCAAGAGGAAAUCGGAGGACUAUUGUUAGCGACUGGAUAGGUAUUGUUGUGGUACUUCGCUCCAUUGGUGUUGGAGAAUAUAUUUAAUUCGCAGAGCCUCUACUUCUUCAUCGAUUCGGG